AGCAACAAGGAAGUAUGACGGAAGCAAACGUCAAGUACGGGGUUGUCAUCUCUAAAGGUCCAAAUCCCAGUGUAAUGUCUAGGAUCAGUCAUGGCAGGAAGGAUCCAGCAGAAGAACCAGUCUGCGGUGAUCCGCAGCCUCAGGCGGUUCAGAGAGAGAUUCUUUUCAAACAGUGGCCAAGUUGGAAAAGAGGACUUGGAGCACGUAGACACGGCGGAAGAGCCACUACCGGGAUUUCUGUAUAACUUACCGGUGGACGUACAGUUCCUGAUCAUGACCCUUUUGUCUCCCGCGGAUAUCUGCUGCCUUGGAGCCACCAGUCGCUACUGGAGGGCCAUGGUUAGAGAUCCAUUACUGUGGAGAUACUUCCUGCUCAGGGACAUGCCUCACUGGCCCUCCAUUGAUCAUGUGAGCAUGCCCCACCUGGAGUUGUUGGAUGCCCCACUGAUCAAUGAAGAUGAGAGCCUGGAUGAUAGAGAAGAGGGGGACAACAAAGUGAUGGAAUUGAAAUUUGACUACAUGUCUGAAUACCUUAAAGGCUGUCCAUCUUCCAGACAACAAUGGCUUCCUUCACGGCCGGCAUACGAGGUUGUGACCUCAUUUCUUCAGUCUCUGGUGCCCUCAUCUGAGCCACGUUAUGCCAUGUUUGGCCCUGGCAUGGAGCAGCUGGAUGUCUCUUUAGUCACAAGGCUCAUGCAUGCCCCAGAUGUGCUUCCUGUGUCAGGCACUCCUCACAGACCAAUAAAUAGUAUUGGCUCAGGGAUCAGUUACAUGUUCAACAACCAACACAAAUUUAAUAUCCUGACUCUGUACUCAACCAAUCGGGCAGAGAGAGAAAUAGCCAGAGUGCAGCAGCAGAGCUUCAGUAAUAAACUGUUUAGCUUUGAAGGAUCAGAUGACUCGGGCUGUCCGAUCUACAGCCCUGCUCCUCAGGUCCAGCAAGUGUGCCAGGUGGUGGAUGGUUUCAUCUAUGUAGCCAAUGCAGAGCCUGGUAGAGGUGAGGGGGAGUCUGAGGUGGCUCAGAUUCGGGCUGUGCUGAGCUCUGCCGAGGGUUCAGCAUCCAGGCCUCUGCUGGUGCUCUCCUGUGUCUCCAGAGAAGAACCAGAAGAGGUCAGGAGUCUGCAAACCAGCAGAAACAGGACCAGGUGUCGCACCCCCUGUGUCGACGUAGCAAAAAGACUCGGCCUAGCCCAGCUGGCUAACCCCUGGAUGGUGCAGGAUACCGUAGCAGAAUCCCUGUCAGGUCUUCUGGAUGGCAUUUCCUGGUUGCUGAGAUGUUCUGGAGUCAAGCUCUAUGGCAGCUAGUGUCGAACUUCUGCUGCUGGCGCCAGAUGAAUGGAAGCCACAGAUUGCGUUGCUGCGUCAUUCUGACACCAAGACUACGGAAUUUCCUAAGUAAUGUAUACCAUAUGUGCACUGAACGUCUCAUGGUUGGUGCACUGCCUUUGGGAACUGGAUCAGCAGCAGAACUAACGGGUUUCUAACUAUAACUAAUGACCAUCGGACACUGCGUGCACUUGUUAGACGUUAUUUCCUGCGUGAAGUGUGCUGCGCUGA
Molecule: messenger RNA, 1557 nt
Organism: Etheostoma spectabile (orangethroat darter)
Lineage: Eukaryota; Metazoa; Chordata; Actinopteri; Perciformes; Percidae
Gene: fbxo4
Product: F-box protein 4
Exons: 7
Coding region: 91-1305 (404 amino acids)
Biological process (GO): SCF-dependent proteasomal ubiquitin-dependent protein catabolic process; protein polyubiquitination
Cellular component (GO): SCF ubiquitin ligase complex
Molecular function (GO): protein binding
Source: RefSeq, a predicted model, not a curated record